AUUUACAUCGCCUCCCCUAUUAUACAUACAUCAUCUAUUGGAGAUGCUCCUAUGUUGCAUGCCUGUGCUUGACCUUAAGACCUUAAGACGAUGGGUGCUUCUGAAUUGCUGUCUGCUGAUUUCUUGUGUAUUCUUCAACAGGCACAUCACAUGCAAAUUCCUCUCUCAUAUGCUGAUGCUGUGAUUGGGGCUGCUGGUGCCAGUAUAAGCUAUAUCCGUAGGCACAGUGGUGCAGCAGUAACUAUUCAAGAGAGCAGAGGUGCACCAGGAGAGAUGACUGUGGAGAUAAUCGGGAGUGCAUCCCAAGUUCAAACUGCCCAGCAACUGAUCCAGAAUUUCAUGGCGGAAGCUGCUCCACAAAGCCGUCCGCCGGCUUCUAACCCUCCUGCUCUGCCAGUUGAUCCGAGUUACAGCUCUUACCCGCCACCAUAUGGGGCAACCUAUGGAUCAACUCCCACAGGUGCAGGGCCUGCUCCUCACAAUGGCGGGAGCUACGGGGGUGGCUCCUACCAUCCCAACUAUGGAUACUAGUAGCAGCAAAUGAAGUGAAGGAUUUGCUAUCUCUAUUGUGAUUGUUAAGAAUUUUAUUGCCCAAUAAUUACAUUCAUGGAUUCCUGCCAGUGUCUGACCUGUACAAAAUUAGUCGUGUGUGGUGUGUGGUCAGUCAUUGACUUUGGUAGUUUGUUUACCACCGUGCAACAUGUGGUCUAGCUGAGCUUAAUCAUUGCAUACUCUAUACUCCUUCCUCGUUCAAUACAGGCAUACAUGUAUGUGAAUGUUGAUGCUUAGUUA
Lolium rigidum is the source of this 792-nucleotide messenger RNA. Its product is annotated as flowering locus K homology domain-like. Gene Ontology annotation, molecular function: mRNA binding. Lineage: Eukaryota; Viridiplantae; Streptophyta; Magnoliopsida; Poales; Poaceae. Gene Ontology annotation, cellular component: cytoplasm; nucleus. The transcript has 2 exons. Gene Ontology annotation, biological process: regulation of gene expression. Bases 91 to 531 code for a protein of 146 amino acids. The record is from RefSeq and is a predicted model, not a curated record.